Messenger RNA from Cynocephalus volans (Philippine flying lemur), 1822 nucleotides. RefSeq names its product sirtuin 2 (gene SIRT2). The coding region runs from base 71 to 1240 and encodes 389 amino acids. Gene Ontology annotation, cellular component: nucleus. The record is from RefSeq and is a predicted model, not a curated record. The transcript has 16 exons. Gene Ontology annotation, molecular function: transcription factor binding; NAD+ binding; histone deacetylase activity, NAD-dependent. NCBI's taxonomy places the organism in Eukaryota, Metazoa, Chordata, Mammalia, Dermoptera, Cynocephalidae.
CCUCCUGUUUCCGGUACCGUCACGGGAUAGAGCGGUCGGUGACAGCCCCGAGAGCCCCCGCCCCGCGCCCAUGGCCGAGCCGGACCCCUCUGACCCUCUGGAGACCCAGGCAGGGAAGGUGCAGGAGGCUCAGGACUCAGAUUCAGACGCUGAAGGAGGAGCAGCUGGUGGAGAGGCAGACAUGGACUUCCUGCGGAAUUUCUUCUCCCAGACACUGGGCCUGGGCACCCAGAAGGAGCGUCUGCUGGAUGAGCUAACCCUGGAAGGGGUGGCCCGCUACAUGCAGAGUGAGCGCUGUCGCAGGGUCAUCUGUUUGGUGGGGGCUGGAAUCUCCACAUCUGCGGGCAUCCCCGACUUCCGCUCUCCAUCCACGGGCCUCUAUGCCAACCUGGAGAAGUACCAUCUUCCCUAUCCAGAGGCCAUCUUCGAAAUCGGCUACUUCAAGAAACAUCCAGAACCCUUCUUCACCCUUGCCAAGGAACUCUAUCCUGGGCAGUUUAAGCCGACCACCUGCCACUACUUCAUCCGCCUGCUGAAGGAGAAGGGACUGCUCCUGCGCUGCUACACACAGAACAUAGACACCCUGGAGCGGGUGGCAGGGCUGGAGACCGAGGACCUGGUGGAGGCUCAUGGCACCUUCUACACGUCGCACUGCGUCAGCCCCCUCUGCCGGCGGGAGUACACACUGAGCUGGAUGAAAGAGAAGAUCUUCAUGGAGGUGACUCCCAAGUGUGAGAAAUGUCAGAGUGUGGUGAAGCCUGACAUCGUAUUUUUUGGUGAGAACCUCCCAGCGCGUUUCUUCUCCUGCAUGCAGUCAGACUUCCGAAAGGUGGACCUCCUCAUCAUCAUGGGCACCUCCCUGCAGGUGCAGCCCUUUGCAUCCCUCAUCAGCAAGGCACCCCUCUCUACCCCCCGCCUGCUUAUCAACAAGGAGAAGACUGGCCAGACGGACCCUUUCCUAGGAAUGAUGAUGGGCCUUGGAGGAGGCAUGGACUUUGACUCCAAGAAGGCCUACAGGGAUGUGGCCUGGCUGGGUGACUGUGACCAGGGCUGCUUGGCCCUUGCCAACCUCCUCGGAUGGAAGAAGGAGCUGGAGGACCUUGUCCAGAAGGAGCAUGCCAGCAUCGAUGCCCAGUCAGGGUCGGGAGCCCCCAAUCCCACCACUUCAGCUUCCCCCAGGAAGUCCCCACCACCUGCCAAGGAGGAGGCCAGGAGCAGAGAUGGGGAGAAACCCCAGUGAGGGCUGCAUCUCCCAGGCAGGAUGCCCAGCUCCCUCUGGGACAGUAAAGCCCCAACCAGCUCUGGCCCCCUCUAACCUGCAGCUCUUGUCUGAGGAGCUCAGAACAUCCCCCUAAUCUCUUAACCACUACCCCCACCCACCGCCAGCAAAUCUCUAACAUCUCCCAGGGCCGAGGCUUGAGCAGCCCCAUCUCUAACAGCCCCGGAUCUCUAACCACCCACCACCAGGGUUAAGGAGCAAUUUCCCCUAAUCUCUAACUGCUCCCAGGGGCCAGGGGUGCCCCCAAACUUCUAACUGUCCCAGGACAGGGGUCUGAGGGUCCCCACUCUCUACUGCUCCCAGGGGCCUGUGGCCAAGUAGACCAAAUCUAAUCUACCCCAGAUGGAGGGGUGGGCCCUCCAAAUAUAACUCACACCCGGUGUCAGGGAGUGGUCUGAGCCUGAAGGACUCCCAAGUCUCUGCCUCCAACUCCCAAAGAGGGUUCUGGGCCCCCUUCACUUGGGACCCACUUCCCAAGUGGAGAUGGGCAGAAGACGUUGCUUAUUGGAGACAAAUUAAAAACAAAACAAAAACAACUGACAA